AUGGGGCGACUCGCGAGUUGUCAGAUCAUGCCUUCGACGAGGAAAGAAAAGGAGGCGGAGGCGGUCGAGGAGGGCAGAAAACAUCAACAAGAGGGACUAAACGAGGUUACUAUCUUUACGGAGCAGGAAACCCAAACAUGGGGCUAUGGAACACGAACGGAGUCACACGCAACAAAGAAUGCAACGAUGCUGGUGGAAGCGGCUAUUUAACAAGAACAUCAAAGAGUGCUCAGAAGAAGAUUCGCGUCAACUUCGGGGUUAGCCACAGAGGCGCAGUACGCAGUCCUUACUAAAGAUCAAACAGUGAUAGCUCACC
Molecule: messenger RNA, 316 nt
Organism: Phytophthora nicotianae INRA-310
Lineage: Eukaryota; Oomycota; Peronosporomycetes; Peronosporales; Peronosporaceae
Exons: 1
Coding region: 1-210 (69 amino acids)
Source: RefSeq, a predicted model, not a curated record